Messenger RNA from Fusarium verticillioides 7600, 1269 nucleotides. RefSeq lists its product as hypothetical. NCBI's taxonomy places the organism in Eukaryota, Fungi, Ascomycota, Sordariomycetes, Hypocreales, Nectriaceae. The transcript has 2 exons. The coding region runs from base 1 to 1269 and encodes 422 amino acids. The record is from RefSeq and is a predicted model, not a curated record.
AUGGGCCAUUUCUUUCUGCAUUACUUAGCCACGAACAGAGACAGAUCGCAGGGACAUGGUACCGGCAUUCCCGAGAUCGAGGCGGCAUGGCAUUACGAGACGGAAUCAGAUGCCCUGAAAAAGACAAUUACAGUACUCCAGGAUCAGGUCCGGAGCCUUCAAUCUAAGGUCAAAUCUCUCCAGCAGGGCCAAGACUUCAGGUCCUAUUAUCCGGAGGCCGGAAUUCCUCAUGACCGGCUAGAGCGAGAACUGCGGAAUAUUCGUCAGGAGAUCAUAGCCUGGAGUCGAGUGACUCAGAGAGAUUUACUGAAAGUAAACGCAAAAAUCAACGUGUCGGCGUUAGGCGAGGAGUUGGACAAAGUUCUAGGGCUUGAAAAAGGCCGAGAACUCAUCAAUAACGAGGAUUUAUAUCAAGAGGUCGCGAUCACUACCUGUGAUAUCUUUUCAGCAAUUGCAUCCAACAUCAUAGUUGAGCGGGCAAUUCUGAACCCAUUGAUAUCAUGCACUGCUGAGUUUCGAAACGCAAUGAAUUCGAAAGUCUACGAGAUGAUGUCAAGCGAUCGCUCAUCACGAGUGAAUCGGAAGGCGGCCAAGAUGUGGCAGUCCGCGUGCCUAAAGAUGUACGACCUCAGUGAUGAGUUUGGCUCCGAGCACGAGAAGAAGGCAGCCCGCGAACGGUCCAUUGACGAUAUCACGUCCAUGGUAUUUAAAGCACUGGAGAUUGAGGUCAAUGAUCAAGCACACCAAACGAAACUACGGGGAUCAAUCAGUCUCGCAGUAGACAUUGGCAAAACACUCGGCCAGUCGCUAUCCGGUCUGGUUCCCAUGAACAAAGGCUGGCUUCAGGAACAUGUCGAUGGCGAUGGAUAUAUUUCAGCGUCUACCUUGGGGUCUCGCAUUGAACCAAGAUACCUGCCUGAUGGAGGCAAAACAAUCGCCAAAGGCAAGGUGGCACUUGUGCUAUUUCCUGGACUGUUGAAGUAUGGCAGUGAUGAUGGAGAACACUGGGACAGUUGGACGGUCUGGACUCCAGCCAAGAUCCAUUUAAUGCACGAGCAGAUCGAGGAUAUCCCCCAGGAGGCUCCUGAUCAGCAUAACUAUCAGCCACCAGCAAAGAUUGCUCGUAGCGAUCAUGGAAUGGAACGGAAUGGAGGCCAAGACAUCGCCCCGAAGUCAAAGCGAGAGUGGUCGAUCACGCAGUCAAAUCGCAAAGAAUCUCGCACGUGGAAUACACCACCUUCGGGCCACAACUAUACUCCUUUUUCUUAG